This is a messenger RNA of Gossypium raimondii (Peruvian cotton), 2079 nucleotides long. RefSeq names its product putative clathrin assembly protein At2g01600. The coding region runs from base 222 to 1910 and encodes 562 amino acids. Gene Ontology annotation, cellular component: clathrin-coated pit; clathrin-coated vesicle. Gene Ontology annotation, biological process: clathrin-dependent endocytosis; clathrin coat assembly; vesicle budding from membrane. Gene Ontology annotation, molecular function: 1-phosphatidylinositol binding; phosphatidylinositol-4,5-bisphosphate binding; clathrin heavy chain binding. NCBI's taxonomy places the organism in Eukaryota, Viridiplantae, Streptophyta, Magnoliopsida, Malvales, Malvaceae. The record is from RefSeq and is a predicted model, not a curated record. The transcript is spliced from 15 exons.
UAGAUGGAAGCGUCCAUCAGUACAGCAACUGACAGCCCAUCUUUGGAUUCUCUCUCUUUCUUUCCCUCUUCUUUCAUUCUAUUUCCUCUGCGAUAAAGAAAAGAAAAGAAAGGAAAAGAAAAACCCAAGCAACGCUUAAUUAUUAGUAAUCAAACUGAGAAAGGAAAGUGAAAAUCCUAGUGCGGAGGAUUAUUUUUCUUUUAAGCGGUUAGACGCUACAAAUGGGGACUCUUCAAACUUGGAGAAAAGCGUAUGGCGCCCUUAAAGAUUCCACCAAAGUCGGUCUUGCUCAUGUCAAUAGCGAUUACGCGGAUUUGGAUGUCGCUAUAGUUAAAGCUACCAACCAUGUCGAGUGUCCUCCGAAAGAAAGGCAUCUUAGAAAAAUCUUGUUAGCCACAUCAGCGAUUCGGCCUCGAGCAGAUGUUGCUUAUUGCAUUCAUGCGCUUUCCCGCCGUUUGGCCAAGACUCAUAAUUGGACGGUUGCAUUGAAAACACUCAUAGUUAUCCAUAGGGCGCUGAGGGAGGGUGACCCGACUUUCAGGGAAGAAAUUUUGAACUUUUCGCAACGAGCACGUAUACUCCAACUUUCUAAUUUCAAGGAUGAUUCUAGCCCUAUCGCAUGGGAUUGCUCUGCCUGGGUACGUACAUAUGCUUUGUUUUUGGAAGAGAGACUUGAAUGCUUUAGGAUUCUGAAGUAUGACAUUGAAGCUGAGCGCCUCCCAAGACCUUCCCAGGGGCAGGAUAAGGGUUACAGCAGAACGAGGGAUUUGGGCAGCGAAGAAUUGUUGGAGCAGUUGCCUGCUCUGCAGCAAUUGCUUCAUCGUCUCAUUGGCUGCCGGCCAGAAGGUGCUGCUAUAGGAAACUACGUUAUACAGUAUGCUUUGGCUCUGGUAUUAAAGGAGAGUUUCAAAAUAUAUUGUGCUAUUAAUGAUGGAAUUAUCAAUCUUGUUGACAAGUUUUUUGAGAUGCCAAGACAUGAAGCUGUCAAAGCACUUGAUGUAUACAAGCGAGCUGGUCAGCAGGCUAAUAGCCUUUCUGAUUUCUAUGAAGUUUGCAAAGGAUUGGAACUUGCUAGGAACUUCCAGUUUCCUGUUCUUCGGGAGCCACCACAAUCUUUUCUUGCUACCAUGGAAGAGUACAUUAGAGAAGCGCCACGUGUGGUUUCUGUUCCAACAGAACCUGUGCUUCAAUUAACAUACAGACCUGAGGAAGGUCCUUCUGAAGAUACAAAAUCAUUCAAUGAUGAACCUGAACCAUCUGCGCCUGCUGAUGAUGUUGCAGUUUCCAGUGUCGAGACUGCUCCUCCUCCCCCUCCUGUGCCUCAGACCAAGUUGGACACUGACGACUUACUGGGAUUGAAUGAUGCUGCUCCUAAUGCCUCGGCAAUUGAGGAAAGUAACGCUUUAGCACUAGCCAUUGUUCCAACUGAAUCUGGUACUGCCUCAGCAUUUAAUUCUAGUGCCGGCCAACCAAAAGAUUUUGAUCCUACUGGAUGGGAACUUGCCCUUGUCACUACACCAAGCACUGAUAUUUCUGCACCAACUGAAAGACAAUUGGCUGGUGGAUUGGACUCACUCACCCUCAACAGUUUAUACGAUGAAGCAGCGUAUAGAGCUUCUCAGCAGCCUGUAUACGGGACUGCAGCACCAAACCCGUUUGAGGUACAAGAUCCAUUUGCUGUAUCAAAUAACAUUGCAACCCCUACAGUAGUUCAAAUGGCAGCAAUGGGUCAGCAGCAGAACAAUCCUUUUGGUUCCUACCAACCCACCUAUCCGCAGCAGCAUUUGGUGAUGAGGCCAUCUAAUCCUUUUGGUGAUGCAGGGUUGGGGGCAUUUCCAGCUAACCAAAUGGUCCCAUUUGCUCAACCACAUGCGAAUAAUCCAUUUGGUGGAAGCACAGGCCUAUUGUAGUGUUAAAUACGAGGAGUUGAUGGGUGUGUAUUUUGGUUGGGAGAUGAGAAGAGUGUGUAGAAAGGAUGAAUGGCUUUUAGCACCUGUGUUUUGCACUUGUAUGGGCUGUAAAAGCCAGCCUGUGGAUAUUUAAAGAUGUAAUAAUAAUUUGUUGCUACCAAUUCUUAAA